Messenger RNA from Salvia miltiorrhiza (redroot sage), 2242 nucleotides. RefSeq lists its product as uncharacterized. The transcript has a single exon. Gene Ontology annotation, biological process: response to heat; response to hydrogen peroxide; protein complex oligomerization. The coding region runs from base 753 to 1805 and encodes 350 amino acids. NCBI's taxonomy places the organism in Eukaryota, Viridiplantae, Streptophyta, Magnoliopsida, Lamiales, Lamiaceae. The record is from RefSeq and is a predicted model, not a curated record.
AACUCUUGUAUCCAGGGACGGAGCCAGGGGGGCUAGGGGGGGCUAGAGCCCCCUCCCAAAUUUUGAGUUUUUUUUAUAUUUUUUAUUUUUUUAUUUUAAAAUAUAUAUAGAUAUAUGUUUAUACAUAUUAUAAAAUAAUUUUGUUUUAUAAAAGAGUAUUUGGUUAUUAUAUUCUCUCAUAUAUACUUAAUUUAAGGAUAAUUUUGUUUUUUAAAACUAUAUGAUCUAUGAAAUAUUGUUUGUUAUUAUUACUAUUAUACAUGUCUUUUAAUAAAAAAUGCCUAAUAUGUAUGAAAUGCUAAAAAAAAUUAUAAUGUAUUGAAACUAAUUUGUAAUAUAUAGAAAAUAUAUAAUCUAUGGACAUGUUGUUUGUUAUUAUUAUUAUUAUGCUUGCCUUUUAAUAAAAAAUGUCUUAAAUAUAUGGAAUUUCCAAAAAAAGUUUUGUGAUAUAUUGAAACUAUAUAAUCUAUGAAAAUAUUGUUCGUUAUUAUUAGUAUUAUGCUCGUAUUUUAAUAAAAAAAAUACCUUAAAUAUACUGAAUGCCCAAAAAAAAAUUCUCGAAGGCGGUAUUCCUGGCUCCGUCCCUGCUUGUAUCUUGCCAUUUCCACUUUAAAGUAGCUAGCUUUCAUUUCAUUAUAUUUUGCUCACGAGCUACACAAUAACAUGAUGUUAAUUAGAGUGAUGUUCAGGUAAGUCUACUCAUCCGUUUCUGAUUAUUGAUAAAUCUUAGCCAAUACUUAGAUUCUGAGAAUAUGACCUCUGCAAAAAUUGAAAAAUCUCUAAAAUCUCUUCAUGAUUGGAAACUGCCUCCAUCUUCACCCUCGGAUGCUUUUAAGCGAAGGUUUUUUUUCAAAUUUUCUUCUCAACCUUCUUCUUCUACAGUCAAAACCAUAGAGAAAGAAAUUCGCUUAUCUGAGGGAUACGCAACGUUUCCUCUCUUCCCUGAUCAUCUUCAAAGAGUUUACAAAAGCAAAUAUUCCUACCUUCAGAUGGAAAUGAUUCAGGUUGGUGUGAAACCUACGAAACUAGGUUCGAACACCUCUGUAAUAAUAUCCCUUCAUGACAAGAGAUUUCAAAAAUUUAAUUAUGAAUCUUUAAUGGGGUUGGUUGAAUCAAGUUUAUGCGAUGGCCCCAUUUAUUUCUACUACUUUCCUUCCCAUUGUGUUCAUAUGUUAGAUCGUAAUCUAUGCGAAGCCUUUACCGUUGAUAUCAAAACCCAAGGAUGUAGUAAGGAUGAGAACGUGAUUCUUAUGUAUAAAUUCCAUUAUAAACCGACGUAUAGUAAUAAUGUUGAUUUCCAAAAGAAAAAGUGGAGUCUCGCUCGAGAAACGACUUUGUUCCUUACAAAUAUUGUUGGUGGGAGAAAUCGUGUGGUUUCGAAGAAGAUCUACUGGGAUCAGGUUUCAUUGCCUGAGGCAUGGUUUGUUAGAAACGACGGCGGCGGCGGCGGCGGCUCAGUUUCCUCCGGUGAGGCUCGCGUCGACUGGAAGGAGGCGGCGGAGGCGCACGUGUUGAAGGUGGAUGUUCCCGGAUUCAAGAAGGGGGAAGUUAGGGUUGAGGUUGAAGGCGGUAGAGUUCUCCAAAUUAGUGGGGAGAGGAGGAAGGAGGAGGAGGAGAGCGAUGGCAAGUGGCAUUGUGAGGAGAGGAGCGGCGGAGGGAGAUUCCUCCGCCGCGUGACGAUGCCGGAGAAUGCCAAAUUGGGUGAGGUGAAGGCGAGUUUGGAGGACGGGGUGCUGACGGUGACGGUGCCCAAGGGUGAAGUAUACCGGAAGCCGGAAGUGGUGGUUAUCGAUAUUUCUGGUUAGAGCAAAUUCUGUUCCAUGUGGACGAUGAAGCGGCGAUCUGUUGGUUUCAACCAAUAGGUCGGGGGUUCUAGUCAUCUAAAGAGCUAGAGUGUGGAUAUGUAAUAACAAUUAGUGCCAUGUUGUGUAUAUAGUAUAAGAACAGAGUGAUUCUGUAUUUCUAUUUUGAUCGGUAGCGAAGCAAGGAAUUAAUUUGGGAGGGGGCUGAACUUGCACGAGUCUGGAGGAUGGGGGUGCUGACGGUGACGGUGCCCAAGGGGGAAGUCCACCGGAAGCCGGAAGUGGUGGUUAUCGAUAUUUCUUAAUUAAUUAAGCAAAUUAAUAAUGUUUGUGGAGUCCACGUGUGCAAAUUAGUGUCAUGUUGUGUAAUAGUGUGAGAACAGAGUGAUUCUGUAUUUCUGCAUUGAUGUUUAAUAUUGAAAUGGGCGUUGAUUAUAUCA